Messenger RNA from Rattus norvegicus (Norway rat), 4500 nucleotides. It is a transcript of the gene Slc25a51, whose product is annotated as solute carrier family 25, member 51. The record is from RefSeq and is a predicted model, not a curated record. Gene Ontology annotation, cellular component: membrane; mitochondrial inner membrane. NCBI's taxonomy places the organism in Eukaryota, Metazoa, Chordata, Mammalia, Rodentia, Muridae.
CCAGCGGCACCCUUAGAGCAUGGCAAAAGGUGUGACAAGAGUCACUAGCAGAUCCGACGCUGUACAGGGAAGCCACAACGAUACCCACACCCAGAGCAGGGCGGUGCCCUGUUCACGUGAUCCGACAACGCCCCGCCCCGGCCCUGCUUGGGUCGAACCUGUCUGCGCUUGCGCGGGCGCGGGCUCGCUCGCCGGCCGUCCUGCGGGCGGGCGCCGGGGGCCAUGGGCAUGGUGGUUCACACCUUUAAUCCCAGUACUCUAGGGGGCAGAGGCAGGUGGAUCUCUUGAGUUCAAAGCCAGCCUGGUAUACAGAGCAAGUUCCAGGACAGCCAAGGCUACACAGAGAAACCCUGUCUCAAAAAAAAAGGAAAUGCACUUAUCAAAAUUGACUUCAGAAGAGAGAAGGCUAACGAUGGAAAACACUGGGAAAGUGACCAGAAAGCUGUCCUCGGUGCCAGGCCCAGUUGAUGUCACAGGUAAAGUCUUCUAAACUUAAAGGAACAGGCUAAGUCUUCCCCAGAGAGGAGCGGCUGGAAGCACCAUGAUGGGCUCAGAAGCUCAUGACAAGAGGCCUCCGAUGUUGACCUCAUCAAACCAGGACUUGUCACCUCACCUCGCGGACGUGGGGCAAAUAAAGCAUUACUUCUGUGGCUGCUGCGCCGCUUUCAACAACGUGGCCAUCACUUACCCUGUUCAGAAGAUCCUCUUCCGGCAGCAGCUGUACGGCAUCAAAACCCGGGACGCCAUCCUGCAGUUGAGGAAGGAUGGGUUCCGCAACUUGUACCGGGGAAUCCUCCCCCCACUGAUGCAGAAGACGACCACGCUGGCGCUUAUGUUUGGUCUGUAUGAGGACCUGUCGCGCCUGCUCCGCAAGCACGUGAGCAACGCUCCUGAGUUUGCCACCCGAAGUGUGGCAGCACUGCUUGCCGGGACAACAGAAGCCAUUCUCACUCCAUUGGAAAGGGUUCAGACUUUGCUUCAGGACCACAAGCAUCAUGAUAAGUUCACAAACACUUACCAGGCCUUCCGGGCGCUCAGAUGCCAUGGGGUUGCAGAGUAUUACCGAGGCUUGGUGCCCAUCCUUUUCCGAAAUGGAUUCAGCAAUAUCCUUUUCUUUGGCCUUCGUGGGCCCAUUAAGGAGCAUCUGCCUACUGCCACUACAAAUAGUGAACAUCUGGUCAACGACUUCAUCUGUGGAGGUGUGCUCGGAGCCAUGCUGGGCUUCUUAAGCUUCCCCGUUAAUGUUGUAAAAGCUCGAAUACAGUCUCAGAUUGGUGGGCCGUUCCAGUCUCUCCCCAUGGUUUUCAAGACAAUCUGGAUAGAACGGGACAGGAAACUGAUCAAUCUUUUCAGAGGUGCACAUCUGAAUUACCACCGCUCGCUCAUCUCCUGGGGAAUAAUCAAUGCAACUUAUGAGUUUUUGUUAAAGAUUGUGUGAUAAUGUCACUACCUGAGAUGUUAUUCUCAAUUGAGUAGACCUAAGGAAAAUGCAAUUUAGCUUUGUUCCUAAUUGGCUUAAAUAAGGUGGUGUCAUUAAGAUCAAGCCCUAAUUACGGACAAAGCCUUGACAAACAGUGCAGAUUUCAGUGGGCAGGGGUCAGGGUUAGGGUUUGGUCAUUUCUCCAGAGCCUCAGGUUGUUGCCUGGGAACCAGCCUGUACCUGAUGGCCUUUCAGGGCAGCUGUCACCGGGAUAGAUCUCAUCCUCCCGGAAGGGUUGCUAGGCCUUCUGUGUGGAAACUGUGGCGUCAGCAGCCAGAGCACAUGCUCCUGGCCCAGGGCUUCUCAGGCUCACUCUCACCUCAUGUAUUUUGUCUCUGCUCGUAGGAGAGUCAUCGUCAUUAAACCCGAGCUCUGCAUGGAGGACUGGAGCAGAGGUGGCGCUCAGUGCCAUGGCUGUGGCUCCAUGAUGAAUUGUUGGGGUUAGCUUUGAAAUGACGUGCUGUUAAGAUAGCCAUUCUCCAAACUAUUUCUGUUCAGUUUUGAUAGAAUUAAGCAGCUAGUGAAAGCUUCCAUUUUACUGUUUAGCUUUGAACAUUUUCUGUUUAAUUCUGAAUAUGACUUUAAGCCCUUCCAGAAUGUCCUUGUGCUGUUUUUACUGAAUUCAUUGCCAAAAGAUCGGGUGCCCUAGUUAACACAUUGUGUGCUUCACCACUGUAAGCGGUUCACUGCAAGCUCUACUGUUCUGCUUGACUUGUUUGUGCUACUGGUGUGGACACAGCCGACCAGUGGGGACACUGUCCCUUGUGAGUAGUAACUGUCAUGUCUGUCCUGUUCUCUGGUACUAGACUUUAAAAAAUAAACACUUCCAUAUAGUUUUACUUUGGGAGUCUUAAUAUAGUCCCAGGUCUUUUUUUCUGGUUUCUCAGUGUUGCAGAGUAAGGUAAGGAGCAGAGGCUGCUUCCCCUCCAUCCGGCCCCCUCUGUCUCUGAAAAGAAAGAUGUCAGGGUUCUGACACUCUAGGAGCCCGGUUACCACUGUGCCACUUAAGAGUGUCUGCUCUAGGGGUUGGGGAUUUAGCUCAGUGGUAGAGCGCUUGCCUAGCAAGCACAAGGCCCUGGGUUCAGUCCCCAGCUCCGAAAAAAAGAAAAAAGAAAAAAAAAAAAAAAAGAGUGUCUGUUCUAAGUAACAGCACUGACUUCUGGGGCUCACUCAGGUAGGACUCAACUAGCAGGAACCAGGCCAAGGAGCCACAGUUAUUUUCUGAGUAAAUAUUGUGAAAGACUAACAAUUCAACUGAAAUAACAUGUCUGGAGAAGUAGCUUAGAAUCUUAAAGAGGCUGUCUGUAAACACCACAGGUAAACUUGUUUCCCAGGAUUUGACACAAGAAAGUCAGUUUCUUUGUUUUUUUUAAUGGUGCUAGGGAUUGAACCCAGGGCCUUGCACAUCCUAGGCACUUGCUGUCCCGCUGAGCUACACUCCAGCCUCCCCAGUUUUUGUUUUACUUGAUUUUAUUUUGAGACCGGUUCUCAACAUUCUGCCUUCUGAGUGCUGGGAUUAAAGGCAUCCCCAGUCCUUAAGGAUAAGUUUCUUACUAACAGUUUUUCAUCUUGAGGUAAUUGCAUACAAAUGUGUGUGUGUGUAUGUGUGUGUGUGUGUGUGUGUGUGUGUGUGUGUAUGUGUGUGUAUGUAUAUGUGUGUACAUGUGCGUGCACCUUCAGGCUGAAACCAGACCCUUAACUGGAGUUUCUGGGGAAGGUAAUCCAAAACAGCUCUUUACCUCUAACUCCACUAAAGCUGGUUAAAGGAAGCUAACAUCGCCCGGCUGUAAGGGUUGGGAGCCCAGUAAGUAUUGGGGUGGCAGAAACGGAGGUCAGUGGUUUUGGAGCAACACUGAUGGAAGAGUUGGUGCGGUAUGGUGUGGUGCAGACAUUAAGGGGCAAAUGUGAGGACUCAGCAGACAAGCAUUUGACGGAGAUCCAUCUGAGUAGUACUGUGUCUCAGUUAUGGUUGGUGAGAACUCUCACUAAUGAGAUAGCGCCUCGGUUCCUGACCCCCGUGUCCGCGUGCAGUAUUGUGCACCCAUGGCCUGUCCAAGUGCAGCACAGGGGGAGGAGGGGUGAGUUAAUCAGGGACUACACUUGCUUGGCCCUGAGUGUCAUUGGCCUUCAGAGAGAGGAAGAGGCCUUGUUCUCUUACACUCCAUGCAGGUGGUUGUGUUAGUUGUAAAGCACUCUGUGACGUGCAUUUAAGGGUAGUGCUUUUGCUUUGCUGUCCUAAUUAUGUGGCGUUCCUAAUGCUUUUUAACUUUUAAACACUUUGUCACCCUUAGAGUUCUUGAAGACAAGAUUGCAGUGUAUUACAGAGGUGGCUUUGUCUCUGAUAACUUUGACAAAAUUCAGAACUUGUGACCCACUUUGAACUUUUAUGUCAGACUGUAAUUAAUAGAGUCUUAACUAGUACAGUGAUAUUUUUUAAAGGCAAAAAGACUAAAGAACUCUCCGAAAAGCUUUAAAGUGGCCUUUGUGUUACAUGCGUGGCAUGGGUGGCUCAUGAGUGCAGGACACGAGUGAUCCGUGUGUCCUAUCUGAUGUCACCAGGAACCUACGAGUUUUGCAUUUAACACAUGUCAGUGCCGUGAACCCUCAGGACUGCAGCAGAGUCAACACAGCCUCUGCAUUGUGGCAAAUUGGUGUUCGGCUUCUUUUGUGGUUAGAGACAGAUGUGUGUGCCUAUCAGCAUUUAUCUCGUGGUUGGUCUUAUAAUCACUUGCUAUAUAUUGUGACCCUGUGCAAUAAAGCAGAAUUGUACAUACAUAGUUCUAUUUGGGUACCUGAAAUUCCUAAGCUCAAUUACAAUGUAGAUAAACUUGUAAGGUUUAGAGGACUGGCCUGUCGCGUAAGUGGUUAACAGAGAAUGAACCCUGGUUCCGGGGUGGUAUGAGCCGAGUUGGUGCGGUCACAGCUGAAUCAGACUAUUAGCAGUAAGGCAUUCAUACUUGGAUUCCCUAUGUCAAAUGUAUUUUUUUCUCAUAUACAAAUAAAUGCAUAUCAAAAACGAA